CCCUCUGUAGAACAUGAGCGCAAGCAGCACAAACUCAAGCGUCUUGUGCAAUCGCCCGACUCUUAUUUCAUGGAUGUAAAAUGCCCAGAUGCGCCUCGAUGCUUUGAUAUUACUGCUGUAUUCUCUCAUGCACAAUCAGUCGUGCUUUGCGGCUCGUGUGCAAGUGUCCUCUGCCAACCUACGGGUGGUAAGGUGAGACUGACUGAGGGUGUGUUAUUAAUUUCGAUGCUCGUAAUUCACUGA
Messenger RNA from Suillus clintonianus, 243 nucleotides. RefSeq names its product ribosomal protein S27-domain-containing protein. The record is from RefSeq and is a predicted model, not a curated record. The transcript is spliced from 2 exons. The annotation marks the transcript as partial. Lineage: Eukaryota; Fungi; Basidiomycota; Agaricomycetes; Boletales; Suillaceae. Gene Ontology annotation, molecular function: structural constituent of ribosome; RNA binding. Gene Ontology annotation, cellular component: cytosolic small ribosomal subunit; ribosome. Gene Ontology annotation, biological process: translation; ribosomal small subunit assembly.